Hippocampus zosterae (dwarf seahorse) is the source of this 5019-nucleotide messenger RNA. Its product is annotated as R3H domain-containing protein 2. The coding region runs from base 839 to 3967 and encodes 1042 amino acids. NCBI's taxonomy places the organism in Eukaryota, Metazoa, Chordata, Actinopteri, Syngnathiformes, Syngnathidae. The transcript is spliced from 27 exons. Gene Ontology annotation, molecular function: nucleic acid binding. The record is from RefSeq and is a predicted model, not a curated record.
CAAGCGAACAAGAUGUGAGAGGGAGGGAGGAAGAGAGAGAGCUAGAAUCCAUGCGAAAGUGAGCAGGUUUUGCAAGAGACGUCAGCGUUGUGAACGAUGCACAUGUUCGCAUGAGAGCGGGAAAGAGCCAGCCAGCAAGGAUUUUUGUCCUGGUCCGUGCGAAUUUCAUUGAGAAAAAAAGAAGCGACACCUCUCAAACAUGAGAACAAGGCAAGUUGUCGGAAGGAGAAAGUAGAAUGAGCUGAACUUGCUGGAAACUCACCCCCCCACCGACAAUGGAAUUCAUUACCUUUUGCAGUUAAGCAGCGAGAGUUCUUUCUGGUCCACACCUGCUGUUUCUUCUGCCGUGAUUCAUUUACAGAGUUUCAAAAACAAAACACAGAACAACAAUCUGACCGGAUACGACUUGACUGGAGAUCCAUCGAGAUGACUUCUUCAUACCGGCUCCCGAGUGAAAGAGCGACCAUGUUGCUGCACUGAGUCGCCGGGAGACACGAGAGUGGCCCCAGAGGAGAGCUGAGGUGGUGGCUGGCCCGUUGGUGUGCUCCUCCUCCUCCUCCUCCCCCUCCUCGACUGGACGGCGAACUGCUCCCCCUUCAGUUCACCUGAUUGUCCCAACCCCGGAAGGCUAAGGCUUACUAUGGCCUGCACUUCCCCUCCUGCUGCAGUCCAUCCUAGUACACGACCUUAGUGGCUUCUUCACCGCAUCUUCCUCUCCAGGAUUUCCCAGCCGCACUCACUGUAAAACGUGGAAAGACGAUCUGAUCCCAUCCAAAGCUCCUGGGUCCUGCACCCAACCCCCUCCCCAUCUCCCACCCUCUCCCUCUCCCAGGGGAAGAUGUCAGUCAGCUUGACCCCAGACAUCCAGAAGGAGGGAGAGAGUGGGCCACUCAUCGAGCCCUGUGGUCGAGGAAAGACCUCUCCUCAGCCACAGGGCCCCAAGGAAGGCACAGGAGAGGGUCCAGAGCCUGAAGAUAGCUCCCCACAUGAUGUUCAGAAACGGGCUCCUAACCACAGUCAUGGCAGGAAAAGGGCCAAGUCUAAUGCUAAGCUGAAGCUGGUGAGGAGUCUGGCUGUAUGUGAGGAGUCUUCUGGUCUCUUCUCCAAUGAUGGUCCCCCAGAAUCGGAUAUUAUCCAGCUCCACAUCAGUUGUCCGUCAGACAAGGAAGAGGAGAAGUCCUCCAAGGAAGACUAUGAAAAUGAAGAGAAGGAGAAAAAGGACAAGGCUCCGCGGAAGAUGUUGUCACGUGACUCCAGUCAGGAAUACACUGAUUCCACGGGUAUCGACGUGCAUGAGUUUCUGGUCAACACACUGAAAAACAAUCCCAGGGAUCGAAUGAUGCUGCUGAAACUAGAACAAGAUAUCCUGGAGUUCAUUAAUGACGACAAUAACCAAUACAAGAAGUUUCCUCAGAUGACGUCAUAUCACCGCAUGCUACUGCACCGUGUGGCCGCCUACUUUGGUAUGGAUCACAACGUGGAUCAGACAGGCAAGGCGGUCAUCAUCAACAAGACGGGCAACACGCGCAUUCCCGAGCAAAGGUUCUCGGAACACAUCAAGGAUGAGCGCAACAUGGACUUCCAGAAGAAAUUCAUUCUCAAGAGAGAUGACGCCAGCAUGGACAAGGAUGAUAAUCAGAUCCGUGUACCACUGCAGGACGGUCGGCGUAGCAAAUCCAUCGAGGAGCGAGAGGAAGAAUAUCAGCGGGUACGAGACCGGAUCUUUGCCCGAGAAGUGUCCUUUUUUUUGCAGGCCUCUCAGAAUGGAUACAUCAACGACAACAGACUUUCCACCGAGGGCUACUGCUCUAGCUCUCAAAAGAGGAGGCAGAUCUUUAGAGGGAACCGCGAUAGCUCCAGCCGGGCAUCCAGCAGUCGUCAGAGCAGUACGGACAGUGACAUGAAAUGCUUGGAACCGCGACCCUGGAGCAGCACCGACUCGGACAGCUCUAACCGCACACUGCGGCCUCCCGUCACCAAGGCCAGCAGCUUCUCCGGUAUCUCCAUCCUGACUCGCGGAGACAGCCUCGGCAGCAACAAAGGCUCGCAGGGAAGCUGCAAAGGCUCUCGCUCAGCCUCCCAGUCCAGCCGCAGCCUGCUGCCUUGCCCAGCGCAGCAGCCACAGCCCCAGGCCCUGCCACAGACUGCCCUGCUGCCGACCCCGCCGCAACAUCCAAUGGGCAACCACAUCAUUGCUCAGCCCGUAGCAUCUUUGCAGCCCUCUCAGGCUGUCUCUUACUCCAGCCCCUCCUGCCCCCAGGUUCUCCUGCCAGUUUCUCCUCCCCAGCAGUACACAAUGGGAGAAGAACUGGCGCCCCAGUUCAGCCAAAUUACGCUGAGCCGCCAGGGCUCCAGUGAGAACCCCGAGGCUCCCCCUUUGUACCAGGCUCCUCCAACUGUCCUCUCUCAGCACCCCCCUCCUCAGACCAGCUACAUCAUGGCGACCACCGGCCAGCCCAUGCCUCCUCCGUCGGGCUACCAGCCUGCCACAGGACACCCCCACCCUCCGCCACCACCACCUCCUCCGUCUCAGCCUGUCAUGCAGGCGCCGCCCCCGCAAGGCUACAUGCAGCCGCCUCCUCCCCAGCAAAUUCAAGUUUCAUACUAUCCCCCUGGUCAGUAUCCCAGUUCAGGCCAGCAGUACCGUGUGGCUCAGCCCAUAUCCCACCAGGUGUCUUACACUGCUCAACGCACGCAGCCGAUGACUCAGCCCGCACAACAGUCAGGUCUUCAGACCAUAAUGCCCAGCCAGCAGCCCAGUUACCAGGGUAUGAUGGGGGUACAGCAGCAGCAAAACCCUGCUUUGCUCAACUCACAGAGAGCUGGCAUUGGAGGACAAAUGCAAAGUAUCAUGGUGCAGUAUCCGCAGAUGCCAUCCUAUCAGGUGCCAGUGGGUAACGAGAAUCAGCAGGUGGUGCAGCAGCAGUACCAGCAGCAAGUGAUGGUGCCAGUCAGCCAGUCGGUCCAAGGCCCCGUGCCCGUUUUCUACAGUGUUAUUACACCCACACAGCAGAACAGCACAAGUCCAUCAGUUGGCUACCUGCAGGCCCCGAGCUCUGAACAGUAUCAAAUCACACCAUCACCAUCUCCCUGCAACCCACAACAAUUACAGCAGCAAUAUUCAGGAGUCCCGCCUCCUGGUCCCGGAGUCAUGGUGAUGCAGCUCAGCGUCCCGAAUGGUCCCCAGCCUUCCCAGAAUCCUCCACUGGUCCAGUGGAACCCGUGCAAGUACUACAGCAUAGAGCAAAGACCCAGCAAGCCGGGAGAGCUCUACAAAGCCGACAACACUCCACAGGCCAGCACCCAGCUGACGAGUCCGUUGGCCUCUCCGACUCAGUCUCCAGCCCCGUCUCCCUCUGGCAGCGUCAGCAGUGUCUGUCCGGGCCUGGGACCAUUACCCCUCAUUCCCCAGUUUCCACGGCCAGGAGGGACUGCUCCAGGUGACGGCCGCUACUCUCUAUUGGGACAGCCCCUCCAGUACAGCCUAUGCCCGCCUCAGCUCAUGCAUGGCCAGUCGUCAUUCAACUCCCAUCAGGGCCAAGGUGUCAUGAAACACGGUGCACGAGGGAAGAAGCAAACACUCAAAUCGGCAUCCACUGAUCUCGGCACCACUGAUGUUGUGGUGAGUCGCGUGCUGGAAGUAACGGACCUUCCCGAAGGGAUUUCACGUCCAGACGCAGAAAAACUCUUCAACCAGCUGUCGCUGUGUGGCGCCAAGAUCCAGUGGCUGAAGGAGCCUCAGGGAGGCCGGGGAGGCUGCGGACCCACUGGGGCUGCGGGCUUGGCGGGCAGCUGCGGCGGCGGCGACCCGGCCCACCUGUAUACGGUGGUGGCUGUGUUCCCCAACACCAUGGCCGCCCAGAGUGCUUCCUUCAAACUGAACAACAGCGCAGCCGGUCUCUUCAAACUGAGGGCCGCCAAAAAGAACUAUGACCUGCGCGUGUUGGAGAGAGCCAGCUCUCAGUGAGAGGAAGACAACGUGCGAACUCUCAGCGGCAAAAGGACGGAGGACUGAGGUGGGUCGGGGGCGAGGGUGGGGGUGGGGGGGGACUGCUCUUGGUGUACAAUUAAAACAAAGGAGAAAAAAAACCUAAUGUGUCAAAUGUACAAAAAGGGAAGGUGUGAAUCUUGAGGUGGUCGGUGUUUGCUUUCAACUAUAAUUUAGUCGUUGUUUUUAUUCCUCGUUUUUUGUAUUUAAGUAAUGGAAGAGCACACGGGACACGCAAGCAUGCGUUUCACCCUUGAAAUUUGUGCUGCCAUCAUAUGGAAAUGCGAUUGAUCUUACACACAUUACAGAAAUCACACACACACGUCCACAUUCACCACAGGGUCACGUAGCACACAAAGGAAAACACACUGGACAGUUGACCUCAGUCAAACCUCUUUUGUCCUCCGCUUUUUUUGCGUCUUUUCUUCUUCCAGCGCUUUUUCCGUCACCAAUCAUCUCCUGCCACCUCUUCGAUUUACACAUUCUUUCACUCUCUCCAGUCAAGUCAAUCUCGCCAUGUUUCAUGCUGCUCUUCUUGACUUGACUUGACUUGACUCUAUCUCUAUGUCUCUCUUUCUCCAUUUCUGUCUCUCGCUCUCCUCUCGCUUUCUGUUUGUCUUACUGCUGUUGUGGGGUUCUGUAUUACGCUCUUCUUUUCGGGGGAGGGAGAGGGUUCAAUAUAUUUAUAUAAGUGAUGUAAGGAAUAAAGAAAUCUAUAUAUUCAGUGAUUUUUUUUUCUUCCUCCCCAAGUGAAAAAAGUUUUUUGCCUUUUUCCCCCCCUGCUUUUCCUCCUUCCUUCCCUUUUCAUCCCCUGCUCCUGUUGCCCACAUACCCCCCACUUUACUGUCCUCUCCCACAACACCCAACUACCCCCACGCCCCCGACCACAAUGUGUUUGCGUUUUUUGUUGACAGCUGUGCAGAAAGUAUCAGAAAAUGUAGUUGAAGUGCACAAUGUUUGCAUAUGUCUACUGUAAAUUUUAUUUAAUCUGUUACUUUUGUUUGUUUUUAAAAAUAUAAAAGGUGAAAAAU